AUGGAUAUAGGCAGUCGCCUAUAAGGAAAAAAAGUAGCAGACGAAUUUGGGCCCUGGCCACAACACUGCUGUUGUUCUUUUGCCAUUCCGACGCUUCGACGUUUUUCUCUUAAUUGAUAACUAAGGACGAAUAAUGUUCAAAUCAAUUUUCCCACGGUUAAUAGCCAAUAAGCGAGUGCUGAGCAUGAAUUCGUCAUCAAGGCGCGAAUUCGUUAUCGACGAUCUUAAGGUGCAUCAUGAUACCACCAAGUCUAAAUUCUGUAUCCAGCUUGAUGAUGACAAUGAAGCUAUCUUGGUUUAUGAAAAGAAGAAAGAUAUGAUAGACUUAUAUCAUACUGAAGUUCCAAUGGGCUAUACUGGUAGAGGCAUAGCUGGGAUUUUAGCCAAGGCUGCUUUUGACCAUGCUGUUAAGAAUGAAAUGAAAAUGAAAUUGACUUGCACGUAUUUGCAUAAUUAUAUGCAUAAUUGCUUAAAAGACGAAACAAAAGAGAAAUACUUAAAAUAUGUCGUUGCCUAGUUGAAGUUUCAUUCAUAGAUGGCUCUCUUUUCAAUGUUCCGCGCAACUUCUCGCUUCCAAGUAAAAAAAAUACACUUUAUUUUCGUUAAAAUCAAUAAA
Daphnia carinata is the source of this 616-nucleotide messenger RNA. RefSeq names its product protein NATD1-like. Lineage: Eukaryota; Metazoa; Arthropoda; Branchiopoda; Diplostraca; Daphniidae. The transcript is spliced from 4 exons. Bases 134 to 517 code for a protein of 127 amino acids. The record is from RefSeq and is a predicted model, not a curated record.